UCAGCUGGCACAACCGUCAGGUGGCCGUUUCAUCGCAUUUCAACGGACCCUGUAUAUCUCUUUAUAUCGACAGACAUUAGAAGAGAGAAAACUCGGAGAUACAACUUUCGCCGUGAAUGUGGAAAAUGAAGAACAGUUGGAUCUUUCUGUGCGCAGUUUGCUUUUGGUCCCCAAUUCAAGGAACAUUUCGAUCCUCCUCUUCCUGUCAAUGUUAUGGUAAAGCACAGUACUGCAAAUUGGAUCAUCUUGGACUGCACUGUGUAAACUGCCAGGGGAACACAGAAGGGCGGCAAUGUGAAAGCUGCAAGGAAGGAUAUUACCACCAGAGGGCAGAAGACAGCUGUUUGCCCUGCAACUGCAACACUGCAGGUUCUCAAGGACCAGUCUGCAACAAGGAUGGACGGUGUAUGUGCAAACAGGGUAUUCAUGGGGACAAGUGUGACUGGUGCCAUGAUGGGUCUCCAGUCGCAGUCAAUGGAUGUGAACCUUUGAGGCUAAGUUGUCGGUCACGUUAUAAUGGCCAGCUCACAUAUAAUAAAGAAGAAUGCCUGCCCUGCUUUUGUUAUGGACAUUCAAAUGUGUGCACAUCAGCUAAGGGAUACUCCAUUCACAACAUCACUUCAACUUUUGAUCAUGGACCUGAGGGAUGGCGAACUGCCACUGCUCAGGGUGUGAGUCCCUCACAAGUGGACUUCAGGUGGUCUCCCACCCAUAAAGACCUAGAGGUUAUCUCUAAGGAGAUCUUUCCUGUUUAUCUGUUUCCUCCAGCAUCAUACCUGGGGAAUCAGGUUCUGAGCUACGGUCAGACGUUGACCUUCUCUCUUCGUCUGGACAGAGGUGUCCGUCGUCCCUCCACCUCUGAUGUUAUGCUAGAAGGAGCAGGUCUUAAGGUGACUGCUUCACUAGGGGACUUGAGAACUGUGUUACACUGUGGAAAGAAAAUCACUUACACUUUUAGAUUGGAUGAACAACCUGGAAGCAAAUGGAGACCACAGCUCACAUCCACAGAAUUCCAAAGGCUUCUGAGCAAUCUUACAGCCAUUAAAAUCAGGGGAACAUUUGGUGAAAAUGGACGUGGUUACCUAGAUGACGUCUCACUUGUGUCAGCUAAACUGGGCCCUGGCACCCCUGCAGUCUGGGUCAAGAAGUGCAGCUGCCCUGUCGGUUAUGAUGGACUGUUUUGUGAGUACUGUGCCACAGGAUACAAGAGGCGUUUCCCCGGCCAAGGCCCCCAAAGCCCCUGUGAUCCAUGUUCCUGUCAGGGUGGAACAUGUGAUCCAGAAACAGGAGGAUGCUACUCCGCUGAUGACAUACCAAACCUGCAGAUGUGCCCUAAAGGUUAUUAUGUCAACCGCCAGCAGUCUAGCUCCUGUCAGAAAUGCCCAUGUCCCGAGGGUGAGGCUUGCUAUGUCAUUCCCAGAACUCAGCAAGUGACAUGUGUCCGUUGUCCUCGAGGGACUACAGGCUCUCGUUGUGAAAUCUGUGAUGAGGGUUUCUAUGGAGACCCCCUGGGAGAGUAUGGCCCUCCCAAACAGUGCCAGCCUUGCCAUUGUAAUGGCCACGUGGAUCAGAACGCUGUAGGCAACUGUGACCGCCAAACAGGAGAGUGUCUGAAGUGUUUGAAUCACAGCACUGGCACUAAGUGUGAGGACUGUGAAGAGGGAUACCACCACAAUUACCCCACAGAGUCAUGCCAGGCUUGUAACUGCAACAGACAGGGAUCUGUGUCAAAUUCAUGCCAUGAUAAAGGCCAGUGUGAGUGUAAGGAAGGCUUUGAGGGACUGAAGUGUGACAUAUCAAUGUGUCCAUCCUGCUUCAAUCCAGUCAAGAGCAAGAUCGAGGCUUAUGCACGACAGCUGCAGGAAAUGGAGGAUUUAUUCAAAGGAAUUGGAAGUGGUGAUGUUUCAGUCAACGAUGCUGAGAUGGAACGAUCCAUAAGAGCUGCAGAGGUCAUUUUGCAAUCCCUGGAGACCAGAGCAAAUGAACUUACAAAUACAGAGAAACAACUUCAGAAUAAGCUGGCAAGCAUUAGCAAAACCCAGCUGAGUGAGGACAGAAGCAUAGAGGUUCUGUUAAAAACAGUUGAUUCUAUUAGAAGCAAAGAUCAGCGGUAUAAGACAGAAGUUUCUGAAAUCCAGAAACUCAUCAGUGACAUCAGGACACAACUGCAACAGGCCAAACAGGACAUCCAGCAGGCUGAGUUUCCCUCAGGUGAUGCGGAGGCAGGCAUUGACACCUUGUCUUCUUUGGUUCAGAGAGCUGCUGAUCUUGCCGAGCAGCACCAAGGUGAGGCAGUGACUGUAGAGACUAUCGCAGCCAAUUCUCUGUCAGAGUCUGAGAAAGCCCUGGAUCUCAUACGUGGUGUCAUUGGCAGAGAAAAUAAGGUCAAAGACGAAGUCAAGGGCCUCAAGAGACAGUAUGAAGCAGAUGUAACUAAAGUGAAUGACAUAGAGAGAAAGGCCAUUCAGCUGAAUGAUGCAGCUGAAAAAGAGAGCAGACUGGCACAGAACAUGUUGAAACAGUUAUCUGACCUGGAGAAGAACAUUCCAAAGCCUCUGAAGAAGGACAUUGCUGGUGUGGUUUCCAAGUUUGAUCAGCUAAAGGAUAUGGUGGCAGAGAAUUUAACAGCAUAUCAAGACUUUCAGAAAUACAUGCUUACUGACCAGAAAGAGACAGCUGAUCUGUUUAACCAGACCAAGUAUUUCCAACAGGUUCAAGACCAGCUUCUUGCCAGGGCAAAUGCUGCUGAAGACCUAAAAAAUUCUUCUCUGGACAUCUAUGCAAACAACAUAGACAGUUUGGAAAAAACACUUGAGAAACUCAAAGGAUUUGAUGGCCAAGUCAAUAGUAAUAAGGAUCUGGCAGAUGCAGCCAUUAGAAAACUGCCUACUAUCAACGCUACCAUUCAAAAAGCCAUAGCUGACAACACUAAGACUCAGGACAUUCUGGAUGCAAUGUCUGGUGACUACAGAGAUGCUCAGGAUACUAUCGAUGCUCUUACAAAUACUGCAUCCAAAUUGGAGGAAAUGUCCGGCUCCCUUCCAUCCUCUUCUGAUGUUUUGGAAACUGCUACUAAACUGAAAAAGGACUUGGAUGGACUGAAGACGGAGGUAUCUGCUACUAGCGACAGACUCAAUGAAGAGAAAAACAAUGCAAAGACACAGAAAACUCAAGCAAAUGAAGCUGUCAUGAAAGCUACGGGAGCACUUGACAAUGCAAAGAAUGCCAGGGAUGCUGUUAGUGAUACUUUAAAAACAGUUAAUGAUAUUAUGGGUUCACUGGGAUCACCUGGCAUAGUUGAUGAAAAACGAGUGACUGACCUAGAAGGUGUUGUAGCCAGAAGCCGCAGUCGUGUGGAGAAGGAAUUGAGGCCCAGACUCAAGGAGCUGGAGGAGAAAGAAGCCCAACAGAGAGCCACCAUCGCGAACAUGAUCAACGACAUUGACACCAUCCUGGCAGACAUCGCCAACUUAGAGGAUAUCCGUAAUCGCAUUCCUGAGGGCUGUUAUAACAUACCACCUAUUGAAAGGCCUUAAUGGCUUACUGUAAUGCAGAAUCAAAGCACAAAGUUACACAGUUUAAAGUAGCAAAUGUGCUAUGAAUAUUGACACUACUCAACUUUUAAAGUAGUGUUUUUUUCCGGCCAUAAAAGAUUUUGUACUGAUGUGUAAGAGAGUUUUAGUAUUUAUUUUUUUGCUUGUGUAGAAAGGUUUGUUUUUUUAAUUAAAAAAAUAUUACUGUGAAGUUUGAAAUGACGUAAAUGAGUAGUUGCAUUUGGGUAAUUAAUAUAUACUAUAGCCUACCACAUAGUUAAUUUGAUUGUCCCAAAUAAAAAGUUACAUCCAGUCACUACUAUUUCUACUUCAGCAUCUAGUAAAAUAAUGCUUUUAAGUCAGAAAUAAACAAUUCCAUUAUUGUGUA
Molecule: messenger RNA, 3921 nt
Organism: Xyrauchen texanus (razorback sucker)
Lineage: Eukaryota; Metazoa; Chordata; Actinopteri; Cypriniformes; Catostomidae
Product: laminin subunit gamma-2-like
Exons: 22
Coding region: 117-3536 (1139 amino acids)
Molecular function (GO): extracellular matrix structural constituent
Source: RefSeq, a predicted model, not a curated record